This is a messenger RNA of Ciona intestinalis (vase tunicate), 919 nucleotides long. RefSeq names its product RWD domain-containing protein 4-like. Lineage: Eukaryota; Metazoa; Chordata; Ascidiacea; Phlebobranchia; Cionidae. Gene Ontology annotation, molecular function: protein binding. The record is from RefSeq and is a predicted model, not a curated record.
GUGUAUAUGAUAAUUAAGUAAAUUUGUUAAAUUGAAAAGUUAUUUUUGUUUAUCAAUGCUAUUUUAAAAGUAAAUUACUGAAUGUAAUGGCUGUUAAUGAACAGCAAGAAGAAGAGAGAGAAGUACUUGCUUCUAUAUUUGAAGAUGACACUGCUUUUAAGCAAAUUUCAGAGACAUGUUUCCAAUACAAAAUUGGUGAAGACGGUCACCCUAAAUCGUUUCUAUUUGAGAUUAUAUGGACACCAGAAUAUCCUGAAAAGGCUCCUGAAAUAAACUUGAAUGCAUUUUAUAACAAUCAUGUUCUCGCUAAUGUAAAAGUAAGCAUUGUGGACCAACUUAAAGAACAAUGUGAAAUUAUGUUGGGAGACGCUAUGGUGUUUACAAUCAUAGAUUGGGCUAAAGAAAACCAUGAACAGUUAAUGGCUGAGCAGCCAUUACAAGUUGUAUCACCUAAAAUUGUGACUGAUACUGAAAAAACAGAGGCUCCAGUUGCUAAAGUAAAAGAGAAAAAAGAGCAACUUUCAAAAGCUCAAAAGAGGAAAAUGGCAGAUCGUGUAGGAGUAACUGGUGAACGACCAAGAGGUUGGAACUGGGUAGAUCCAAUAAAACAUUUAAGUCAAACAGGCCGUGCGCAUGAACGUGAAGAAAACACUUAAUACUUCGUUAAUUGACAAUCUAAAUCCUGUAUAUGCAACAAUACUGGUUUUAGAUAUUUAUUUUAUAAAAUUUACUGCAAUUUGGUGUAGUAUUUAUUACCAGCACUCAACUGCUUUUUUGCCUGUUAGGCCAUAAUUGACAACAACUUGCUUGUAUGUUUUUAAUGCAGUUUUUUCUCAUUUAAAAUUCUGACAUAGUAUCGGACUGAUCAUAUCAGAAUAUUGUUUACAAAUCUUAAACAAUCUCCUUCCUAAAACUAUAG